AUGGACGCCCUGCGAUUGGCAAACUCAGCUUUUGCUGUUGAUCUCUUCAAACAGCUGUGUGAAAAGGAGCCCGAGGGCAACAUUCUGUUCUCUCCAAUCUGCCUUUCCAGCCUGUCGCUUGCUCAAGUGGGAGCCAAAGGUGACACAGCAAGUGAGAUUGGACAGGUCCUUCAUUUUGAAAAUGUCAAAGAUGUGCCUUUUGGAUUUCAAACAGUCACCUCAGACAUAAAUAAACUUAGCUCCUUUUACUCUUUGAAACUAAUCAAGCGACUCUACGUUGACAAAUCUCUGAACCCUUCUACAGAGUUUAUUAGCUCUACAAAAAGACCAUAUGCAAAAGAAUUGGAAACUGUUGACUUCAAAGAUAAACUGGAUGAAACAAGGAGUCAGAUCAACAACUCCAUUAAGGAUCUCACAGAUGGUCAGUUUGAAAACAUUUUAUCUGACAACAGUGUAAAUGACCAGACUAAGAUCCUUGUGGUCAAUGCCGCCUACUUUAUUGGAAAGUGGAUGAAGAAAUUCCCUGAAUCAGAAACAAAAGAAUGCCCCUUCAGAGUCAAUAAGACAGACACCAAACCAGUGCAAAUGAUGAAUGUGGAGGCCAUGUUCUGUACGGGCAACAUGGAUGAUAUCAACUCUAAGAUCAUCGAGCUUCCUUUCCAGAAUAAGCAUCUCAGCAUGCUUAUCCUGCUGCCCAAGGACGUGGAGGAUGAGUCCACAGGCCUGGAGAAGAUUGAAAAGCAACUCAACUCAGAGACGCUAUUGCAGUGGACCAAUCCCAGCACCAUGGCCAAUGCCAAAGUCAAACUUUCUCUUCCAAAGUUUAAGGUGGAAAAGUUGAUUGAUCCCAAGGCUAGUUUGGAAAACCUAGGGCUGAAAAAUACUUUUAAUGAAAAUACAUCUGAUUUCUCUGGAAUGUCAGAGACCAAGGGAGUGGCUCUAUCAAAUGUAAUUCACAGAGUGUGCCUAGAAAUAACUGAGGAUGGUGGGGAGUCCAUAGAGGUACCAGGAUCUCGGAUCCUGCAACACAAGGAUGAGUUCAAUGCUGACCACCCUUUUAUUUAUAUCAUCAGGCACAACAAAACUCGGAACAUCAUCUUCUUUGGCAAAUUCUGUUCUCCUUAA
Messenger RNA from Castor canadensis (American beaver), 1125 nucleotides. RefSeq names its product serpin family B member 5 (gene Serpinb5). NCBI's taxonomy places the organism in Eukaryota, Metazoa, Chordata, Mammalia, Rodentia, Castoridae. The record is from RefSeq and is a predicted model, not a curated record. Gene Ontology annotation, biological process: negative regulation of endopeptidase activity. Gene Ontology annotation, molecular function: serine-type endopeptidase inhibitor activity.